AAAUCACAACUUUUGCCGGAUGUUGUGUGUGACCUUGUAUAAUGUAUAUCGACAUAUGCGGUUUAAGAAUAGUUAGGCGGUCUGUUUAAUUAACUCAGAAUAGUCUUUUUUGUUUACACUGCUGAUAGUGUACGUUGAGAUAGAUUUUAUAACAUUUUCAUAUUUUCAAGUAAUAUACUCAGUAAAUUUAAGUGAAACCAUCAAAAUAAAAUGGAUUUCUCAUCACCACCCGCUGGAGGCAAGAUGGAUUCUGCUACGAGAGAGCAGUUAAUGACGCAAGUCAAGCAACAGAUAGCUUUAGCAAACGCACAAGAACUUUUGCAAAAAAUGUCAGAAAAAUGUUACAAGAAAUGUAUUGCUAAGCCUGGAACUACUCUUGAUAAUUCAGAACAAAAAUGUAUUGCGAUGUGUAUGGACAGGUACAUGGACACAUGGAAUUUAGUUUCUAGAGUGUAUAGUCAAAGGUUACAAAGAGAAUCCAAUAGAAUGUCUUAAUAUUUGGGGGUGUUAGUGUUGUAAGAUUGUAACUUUUUAUUCAUUGCUGCAUUUUGUAUAGAAUUUUUUAUUGAAUAAAAUUUUACCUGGAAGUUGUCGUAUUGAGAAAAUGUUUUCCAUCCAUCAUUUUAAGACUUGUUGUACCGGUAUCAAUUUGAAUAAAUCAUCUUUA
This is a messenger RNA of Physella acuta, 667 nucleotides long. Its product is annotated as mitochondrial import inner membrane translocase subunit Tim13. The record is from RefSeq and is a predicted model, not a curated record. NCBI's taxonomy places the organism in Eukaryota, Metazoa, Mollusca, Gastropoda, Physidae.